Messenger RNA from Danio aesculapii, 5557 nucleotides. It is a transcript of the gene kdm6al, whose product is annotated as lysine (K)-specific demethylase 6A, like. Gene Ontology annotation, biological process: regulation of gene expression; heart development. The transcript is spliced from 30 exons. Gene Ontology annotation, cellular component: MLL3/4 complex. The record is from RefSeq and is a predicted model, not a curated record. Gene Ontology annotation, molecular function: RNA polymerase II cis-regulatory region sequence-specific DNA binding; protein binding; chromatin DNA binding. Lineage: Eukaryota; Metazoa; Chordata; Actinopteri; Cypriniformes; Danionidae. The coding region runs from base 686 to 4756 and encodes 1356 amino acids.
GUAUUCGGUGAAUCCGGUUCAAGUGUCCGCGUUUCCCGGUGAAUAUAGGAGUUCGCGUUGCUGCGUGUCCUGCUGCCAGGAGCCGAACUGAACUCAGAUCAGUGAAUAUCUGACUGUCAAACUUUCCCGCACUCGCGGAGCUUCAGCGCGCUCGCUGUCACCCGAUUUCCCUAAUUUAUGGAAGUCACGCCCCUUUAUUUGCAUUUCAUAACAGCGCAGCCGCGCCGCCGGUGUCUGUGAUCGCGCGAUGCUCCGCGGCGGCAGAGCGACCGUCGCCGGAUCCACAUUACCGACAGCACCGGAGCGCGGCGCUUCUGGACCAGCUGGUGACGCUUUCCAGCUCCGAGCUGCGAUUGGUCGCUGAGCCCCGGAGGGCGUGUCCUGGGCGACGGCGUGGGUUCGCCUGUGUGACACAAUUACAACAACUUUAAUCUGGCGGCGGACAGUAACUUUCACCUUGUUUUACCGCGUUCGGUGUUUCUGAGAGCGAUCGGCCGCGGAGGCACCGGGCCGCGGAGCGCACUUUAUUCCCACUAAACAAUGUGAGAAACGCGCCACCGGAGGGCCGACUCACUUCGCACGGGGCUUGAGGAACCGACGCGCGGUUUACGAGGGAAAAGUUGGCUUUUAUUGUGGCUUUUGGACGCUCGGAGCUCGCCUGCGCUCCACUGCACGGCGCGGUUCCAUGAAGCCGUGCCGAGUGUCGGUGGCCGCCGCCGCUGCUCGACGCCUCAGCGCUGCUGGUGAUGAGGAGAAGAAAAUGGCGGCGGGAAAAGCGAGUGAACCCGAGGAGGAAUCACCGCGGCUGAGCGCGCAGGAGAGCGACACUCUGGCCCGCGUCGACAGCUCUCUGUUCGGAUAUCAGCGGCUUCAUGAAGAUGGCGCCAGCAUGAAGGCCCUGCUCGUGAAGGCCGUUCGCUGCUACGAGUCUCUCAUCCUGAAAGCUGAAGGGAAAGUGGAUCCUGAGUUCUUCUGCCAGCUGGGUCAUUUCAACCUGUUGCUGGAGGAGUAUCCGAAAGCGUUGUCAGCGUACCAGCGGUACUACAGUUUACAGCCAGACUACUGGAAGAACGCUGCGUUUCUCUACGGCCUCGGGAUGGUGUACUUCCAUUACAAUGCGUUUCAGUGGGCGAUCAAGGCGUUUCAGGAAGUGCUGUACAUCGACCCCGGUUUCUCUCGCGCUAAAGAGAUUCAUCUACGCCUCGGCCUGAUGUUCAAAGUCAACACGGACUACGAGUCCAGCUUAAAGCACUUUCAGCUGGCGCUCAUCGACUCCAGCCGCUGCACUUUGUCCAAAGCGGAGAUUCAGUUCCACAUCGCACACCUGUAUGAGAUUCAGAAGAGACAUCGAGCGGCCAAAGAGGCGUACGAGAGUCUGCUGCAGACGGAGGACCUGCAGACGCCGGUGCGAGCCGCUGCGCUCCAACAGCUGGGCUGGAUGCACCAUACAGUGGAGCAGCUGGGAGAUAAAGCCAACAAGGACAGCUACGCCAUCCAGUGUCUGCAGAAGAGUCUCGAAGCCGACCCAAACUCCGGCCAGUCCUGGUACUUCCUUGGCAGGUGUUACUCCAGUAUUGGGAAGGUCCAGGAUGCCUUCAUCUCCUACAGGCAGUCCAUCGACAAAUCAGAGGCCAGCGCCGACACCUGGUGCUCCAUAGGUGUGCUGUACCAGCAGCAGAACCAGCCCAUGGAUGCGCUGCAGGCCUAUAUCUGCGCGGUGCAGCUGGACCACAGUCACGCCGCCGCCUGGAUGGACCUCGGCACGCUGUACGAGUCCUGCAACCAGCCGCACGACGCCAUCAAGUGCUACAUCAACGCCACACGCAGCAAAUCCUGCAGCAACACUGCUGCGCUCGCCGCACGCAUCAAAUACCUGCAGGCUCAGUUGUGUGAGCUCCAUCACUAUAGUCUGCAGGCUAAAAGUAAAACACUUCCUAGUAUUGAGGAAGCCUGGAGCCUCCCAAUCCCAGCAGAGCUCACGUCCAGACAGGGUGUCCAGAGCACAGGCCCGCAGGCGUGUAAAGCUCAGCCCGGGGCGUCCAGCGGCUCUCAGGCCUCUGCUCCAGCUCUGCCUCCACACAGCACUGCACUGGAGCCAGCCGGAGCCCAGACCAGCCCCGCCCGCAAGAGGAGGAGCUCCAGCCCUGCACAGAGCUCCGCAGAGUCCUGGAGCAGCGGCUCCGCACACACGCCGGUUCCGCACUGGUACCUGACACCGCAGAAGCUGCAGUUGCUGGAGCAGCUGCGGGCCAGCCGGGCCAGUCUGAAACCUGCACAGCUGCAGAUGCUGGAGCAAAUGGAGGCGCAGCUGUCCGCCAUGCACCUCCACCAGCAGCAGAUGAGGCAGAACUCCUGUGGCCAGAUUCGCCCCUCGCUCCCCAAUGGGCCAUCACUGCCGGCCCCCCGCGGCCCUGCGCUACAGACGCUCCCCAACGGCCCCGGGCCCCGCCCCGGCCCUCAGACCCCUGCAGUCCGCAAUAAUCACACGGAGAGCAGAGUGAACGGAGACGUGCCUUACCUGCACCCCAUCACACUACCUCACAACUGCACAAGCCCAGGAGCCGGCCGCAGGAGCCCGCAGCUCCCCCCCGCUCAGGGGCUUCAGAAAGGUCCGGGUUCUCAUUGGGCAGGUCCUAAUGGCAUUCGGUCUGACUCUUCCAGCGGUUCUGCUGAUGGCGGGCCUCAUAAUCAGGUUGUAGAUUCAACGUCUGCGGGUGAUGCGGCGGGCAGCCGUGGGUCUCCCCUGCCCCGCAGGUGUUCCCCCUGCACCCUCCCGCACACAGCUACCUCAGGUGCGCCGCACAGCACCACCCCGACCAAAGAGAGUGCCGCCCUGCAGACCAACGGCUCCACUGCCACCGACACCCACAGCCCGGCCUCACCCCACCGCUCGCCCUCACCUGUACCCGCCACCACCACAGACAAUCCUCCGCUGCCCAAUCUGCAGACUUUGCCCACCACUGCGCCUGCCGCCCCCCUCACCCCUGUGGGCUCUACCUUGCCAGCACUGGGCAGCUCCUCCGCCUCCUCGCCUGCCUCUGCCCUGUCUGCUGCCUCCCCCUCCCCACGCCCCGGCGACCCCAGCACCCCCCACAGGCCCUCGCAGGCCCCGGGCACCGUCAACGGCUGCUCUGAGGACUCCCGAAGCCCGGUAAAGCAGGAGCCAGAGCAGAGCAUCACAUUGGCUGCAGCGCACCGGUCCGCCAGCAUCUCCAUCUACCCCACAUCCACUGACGCACUCAAAGCCUGCAGGAGUCUGGGCAGGAAUGGGCUGUCAAGCUGUAGUCUCCUGCUGAACCGGUGUCCGCCACCGCGGCUCCCUCCGCCUCCUGCACCGCCACUGGAUAAAGACAAACUCAACCCGCCCACGCCCAGCAUAUAUCUGGAGAAUAAACGAGACGCGUUCUUCCCGCCGCUUCACCAGUUCUGCACCAACCCCUCAAACCCUGUGACUGUCAUCCGCGGCCUGGCCGGAGCCCUGAAACUGGAUCUGGGCCUGUUCUCCACCAAGACGCUGGUGGAUGUGAACCCAGAGCACCUGGUGGAAGUGCGCACUCAGCUGAGCCAACCGGCCGACGAGAACUGGGACGCCAGCGGGACGCGUAAGCAGUGGCGCUGCGAAAGCACACGCUCACACACCACCAUCGCCAAAUACGCACAAUACCAGGCGGCGUCCUUCCAGGAGUCACUUCGGGAGGAGAACGAGAAGAAGGGUCAGAAGGAGCUUUCGGACUCUGAGAUGGCGUCUUCGGAAAGUGUGUGCAGGAGGAGGAAGGGCCCCUUCAAACAGGUGAAGUUUGGGACGAACAUCGACGUCUCCGAUGAAAAGAAGUGGAAGCUGCAGCUGCAGGAGCUCAGUAAGUUGCCGGCAUUUGCACGUGUGGUGUCGGCUGGGAAUCUGCUGAGUCACGUGGGCCACAGAAUCUUGGGCAUGAACACAGUGCAGCUCUGCAUGAAGGUGCCGGGCAGCAGGACCGCAGGUCAUCAGGAGCACAACAACUUCUGCGCUGUCAACAUCAACAUCGGGCCAGGCGACUGCGAGUGGUUCGCUGUGCCAGAGCCGUACUGGGGCGUGAUGAGCGAGUUCUGUGAGAGAAACAACAUCAACUUCCUAAAGGGCUCGUGGUGGCCCAAUCUGGAGGAUCUGUACGAGGCUCGGGUCCCGGUGUACCGCUUCAUCCAGCGGCCGGGCGAUCUGGUGUGGCUGAACACGGGCACGGUGCACUGGGGGCAGGCCAUUGGCUGGUGCAACAACAUCUCCUGGAACGUCGGUCCGCUGACGGCGCACCAGUAUAAGCUGGCCGUGGAGCGAUACGAGUGGAACAAACUGCGGAGCGUGAAGUCGAUGGUUCCCAUGGUGCACCUGUCCUGGAACAUGGCCAGGAACAUCAAAGUGGCGGACCAGCGGCUGUUCGAGAUGAUCAAGUUCUGUCUGCUGCGGACGCUGAGGCAGACUCAGAGCAUCAGGGAGUCUCUGCUGUCGGUGGGGAAGGAGAUGCUGUGGCAGCGCAGGAGCCGAGAUGAGCCCGCACACUACUGCAGCGUCUGCGAGGUGGAGGUGUGGAAUCUGCUGUUCGUGUGCGGUGAGGGCUCCCCCUGUAGGCCGGUGGCAGCAGUGCAGUGUCAGGAUUGCGCUCGUAAGGCCAGUGUGGAUCUGCAGGGGUUUGUGGUGCUCCAGCAGUUCCGCAUGGAGGAUCUGACGCAGCUCUAUGAGCAGUUCUCAUUAGCUCCGGCUCUGCACUCGUCUUCAUCCUGACAGUAGACGCUGCGCUGGAGUCUUCAGCUGCACAGGAACUCUUAUCAGCGGACCAUUUCUGAUAUUCAGGACGCUCGCGGUCGUCUGUGGCGUGGCUGGUGACCAUCGACUCCAGCGGCUGUGCGUGUGUGUGUGUGUGUGUGUGUCUAUGCAACCCGUUUAUAAGGCGCAGUGUGUGUGUGUCCGGCCUGCGGGGGCGCCAGUGAGUGACGUCCUUUCUGCUGCUCCUGCUUCGGUCAGAGGGGAUUAUGGGAAACUGGUUUUGUACAUAAUGUCCGUCAUCGUCACUCACAGACUACUGACUCCAGACCUGUGUUUUGUAUUUUAACACGCUGAGUUUUCCUUGCGUCUCGAGGGGUCGUCGAGGAGCGCUAGCCUCGCUUUUGUAAUGGUAGAUAGCGAUUUUAUGACGGCAGAAAUCUCCCAGAACAUUUGUAAUGUGAAGAGUUAGCGGAUAGAGCUCUAAUUUUCUACUGCUUUUAUGUUUGAGCUGUUCCUUAUUUUGACUCGACAUGCUGAGUCCUGAGUCCCGCAGACGGACAGCCAGGGGACGCUUCAGCGCUCGGGUCUCUCCUUCCUCGUUGGUUUCUAAUCCUGUACAUUUACACUAUUUAUAAACACAUAUUUAUUGCUCGCAGAUGUUUGUGGAUGGAAUGCUGUUAUUUUCCCAGAGUUCCUGCCAUUAAAGCUGGAGGAGUGCGUCUGUGAGCGGCUCCUGCGUUUUCUGUCCACAGCUGAAGCGUUGUACAGAGCGGCUGAGUGUUGCUGGAGGAACCAUUAUUAAACACCUUUCAACAUUUC